AUGUUGCUGCGUCCAGCGGUGCCGACAACGCUGCUGUACGUGUCCAGACUGCCUCAUUCCACGAAGGUUGAAGAAGUCGUGGAAUACUUGCGCGUAAAGACUAACUGGACUUCGAGGGUCGAGCUGUUGGAGUUGCGUCAGUCAGUCAGGCGGAACGAAGAAUACCACUUCUUUAGAAUAACAUCUGCCUUUGUGAUUCCUCACUAUUCGAGGACUAGCGACCAGUACUUUAGCGUUACACGAGACUCGGAGCAUAUUGUACUGCCAGCAGUGCCUACUUCAGUACAAAUUGUCCGAAAUAAACGCACGCAGCAUAUGACAAUAUGUAACCAGCCGGCCGGGCUACACACCAUCACACCAGACUCCCACGAGGCCGAAGGAAACACAUCUUUCUGGCAGAAUACAGAUGAGCUGAUGUUACUGACUGAAUAUUGCCGGCACUCGGGACAACUGUCCACAAGAAUUGCGCGGCGCGUUUGUCUCCAGGUAGUGACAAGUAGCUUCGUCGCGAGCGGUUUCAACACAAGUGUUUUCCGACGAGUGGCCACUAUCGAUCCCGACACGCGAUCCAUGUCGAUCACGGGCGCGCACUCGACGGCCGCAGCCGAACUUUACGAUUGUGAAGAGUCACCGCAUCGUGGUCACUCUGAUAUGAUCUGUGGAAUGCACGUCACGUCCGGCUCCAGGCAACAAUUAGCAGAGUGGAAAACAAACAAAAAAAAACAGACUAGAUGUCGCGCGUGUACCGCCGCUCGACACGCGGAUUCCAGAUGGUGCAGAUAUUACAAACAGCAGCACUCGAUAAUAAGCACACGCAUGACUCUCGCAGAACAAACGCGGCCCGCUGGAGCUGGUCAAAGCGAGAGUAUCAAACACGAGAGCUCGUACAGGUCGUGCAGGCCACUCGCUGGAGGGCCGCAUCGAGCGCCCGGCCAAUUAGGGCCCACCACUUGCCCUGAGAGCUCUUCACUUACCCGCUUAGCCUCCGCCGCUUCUCCAGACGUCUACACUUAA
Messenger RNA from Spodoptera exigua (beet armyworm), 1014 nucleotides. Lineage: Eukaryota; Metazoa; Arthropoda; Insecta; Lepidoptera; Noctuidae. The record is from the annotation of a GenBank genome assembly.